Messenger RNA from Strigops habroptila (Kakapo), 1768 nucleotides. RefSeq names its product haloacid dehalogenase like hydrolase domain containing 3 (gene HDHD3). The transcript is spliced from 5 exons. The record is from RefSeq and is a predicted model, not a curated record. Bases 898 to 1629 code for a protein of 243 amino acids. NCBI's taxonomy places the organism in Eukaryota, Metazoa, Chordata, Aves, Psittaciformes, Psittacidae.
AGGUCUCAGUGAUGAGCUACAGCGCCAAGUUUGCUUCGUGCUUCUACGGUCCCUUCAGGGAUGCUGCUCUAUCCAAACCUGCCUUCGGAGACAGGAGAUGCUACCAGCUGCCCCCGGGUGCCAGGGGCCUGGCCAUGCGCGCUGUGGACCGGGACGUGCGUGAGGGAGCCGACAUGCUGAUGGUGAAGCCGGGGAUGCCCUACCUGGACCUUGUGAGGGACGUUAAGGCUCGACACCCCACGCACCCGCUGGCCGUGUACCACGUCUCGGGGGAGUUCGCCAUGCUGUGGCACGGCGCCCAGGCCGGCGCCUUCACCCUGGAGGCCGCAGUCAGGGAGGCGGUCACAGCGUUCAGGCGCGCAGGGGCCGACGCCAUCAUCACCUACUUCACGCCGCAGCUGCUGCGGUGGCUGCGGGAGGAGGCGGCGGCGGGGCGGGCCUGAGCCGGGCGGAGCUUCCGGGGCGGGCGGAGGCGGUUCCGCGGCAAAGGUGGGUGCGGGACAGGGCCGCCCCUGGGCCCCGAUCGCGCCUGGCCCAGGGGCUGUGGAGCCCCCGCGGCCGCCCCGCUCCUCCCCUGCUCGCCCGCACCCCCCCAGCCAGCCCCGGUACAGCCCCGCGGUGCCCCCCGCGCCCCGCCGAGGCACCCCCGCUGUGAGGUUCAGCCGCCCGGUCUGGGAGGGUUUGCACCUCGGGACUGCGAGCGGGGCCGCCCCCGGCCGUGUCCGCGUCAGAGUGACCCUGAGCCCCCCCGAGGGACGCGGGCACCCGCGGAUGUGAUGUGGGCCAGGGGCCGGGGCCCGCACCGCUCCGAUAGUGACCGGCGUGAGCCCGCAGCGCCCCCGGCUCUGCCCUCCCCGUUGCCCCGGGCGUCCCGCAGCGCCGGGCUUCGCUGAGGCCAUGCUGAGGCUCCGCUUGCUGACGUGGGAUGUGAAGGACACGCUGCUGCGGCUGCGGCAGCCCGUAGGGCACAGCUACGCGGCCGAGGCCCGGGCUCACGGAGUCCGGGUGCAGCCGGAGGCGCUCAGCCGCUCGUUCCGGGAGGCGUAUGGAGCCCAGCGCCGGCGCUUCCCCAACUACGGGCAGGGCCGGGGGCUCAGCUCCCGGCAGUGGUGGGUCGAUGUUGUCAAACAGACCUUCAGGCUCUCGGGCGUGCAGGAGGAGAGCGUCCUAAUGGUGAUGGCAGAAAAGCUCUACGACGACUACUGCAGCGCCCACAACUGGGAGGCGCUGCCGGGCGCCAGCGAGACCCUGAGCCAGUGCUGCCGGCGCGGCUUCCGCAUGGGAGUCGUGUCCAACUUCGACAACCGGCUGGAAAACAUCCUCUGCCAGUGCAACCUGCGGCACCACUUCGACUUCGUCCUCACCUCCGAGGCCGCGGGCUGCGCCAAGCCGGACGGGAGGAUCUUCGAGCAAGCGCUGCGCCUCGGCGGGGUCCUGCCGCAGCAGGCAGCUCACGUCGGGGAUGACUACAGCCGCGAUUACAGGGCAGCGCGGGCCGUGGGUAUGCACAGCUUCCUGCUCCGGGCUGCGGGGCAGGGAGAGGAGCCGGAGGUGCCCCCCGAGCACAUCCUGCCCACGCUCAGCCACCUCCUGGCUCUUAUUGAGAAAGGGGAGGACCAGCACUGCUGAGCCAUGAAUCGGUCCCAGCGUGGGAUUUCUUGCUGCUGGUUGGGCAGGGAAAAGAAACAAGUUCUUCCAAAGGCAGGGAGCAGUGCUGCCUGUGGAGCUGGAGCGGGGGGUCCUGCAAUAAAGUGUACCUGACACUCAG